This is a messenger RNA of Magnusiomyces paraingens, 774 nucleotides long. RefSeq lists its product as uncharacterized. The record is from RefSeq and is a predicted model, not a curated record. Gene Ontology annotation, molecular function: hydrolase activity. NCBI's taxonomy places the organism in Eukaryota, Fungi, Ascomycota, Dipodascomycetes, Dipodascales, Dipodascaceae. Bases 1 to 774 code for a protein of 257 amino acids. The transcript has a single exon.
AUGGCUUCUAAUCCUCCUUCAAACUGUUGUGCCCAAGGUUUCAAACACACAGGCACGUCUACCGGGAAAUUUGUCCAGCUUGAUGGAAUUAAUUACUACGUGACUGGUGAUGAAUCUUUUGCUUCUUCCAAGUUGCAUAUCUUGUUGACCGAUAUUUUAGGUAAUACCUUCAUCAAUAACCAACUUUUAGCUGAUCAGUUUGCACAAACUGGCUAUUUUGUAGUUGUUCCUGAUCUUUUCAACAAUGACGCAGUGCCAUUAAACCCGCCAACUGAAAAUAGAUCUAAUUUCUUAAAUGACUGGCGCCCCAAACAUACCCCAGAAAUCACUCAACCCAUUGUUGAUACAAUUGUCAAGUCAAUCCUUUCAAAAUGGGCCCCGAAAUGGAUUGUUGCUACUGGAUACUGCUAUGGAGCAAAGUAUGCAGUCAGAUUGUUGGGGACUGGGUCAAUUAAUUCUGCAGCCAUUUUCCACCCAUCUUUUAUAACAAUUGAUGAAAUCAAAGCUAUUAAUGUUGAAAAAACAACAUUGUACAUUGGUGCGGCAGAAGUGGACCCUGUAUUUCAAGCCACCCUCAGACAUGAAACUGAAGACGUCUUGCAAAAGAUUGGCGCAAAGUACCGACUUACCUUAAAUCAUGGGGUGUCCCACGGCUUUGCAGUCCGCGGCGAUAUUAGUGACCCUUGGAUCAAGUAUGCCAAAGAGCGGGUUUUCGCUGAUGCAGUCGACUGGUUUAAAAUUUCUCAUCAAAUUUAUUUAUCAUCAAAGUCAUAA